GUGAUUAUGUCGUAGCAAAGUUUUUUGCAAUCCAACUUUGUGCCUCCUAUCUUUUUUUUUUCAAAGCUGAUAUAUGAUACUUUUUUUUUCCCCCAAGUAUCUCGAUAUUGGCUACUAAGCUACUUUAUCGAUUGGAAUUUUAAAAAUUGAUUGAAUGGAAUUUAUAAAAUUUGACUUUAAAUUUUGUUAACUAUUGACUAUCUCAAAUAUAAAAUCGAAACGUGUAUAUUUGCAGUUGAACAAACUUUAAACAUGACGUCGCACAUCUCGAGAAAUAUCAAUUGUAUGACUAUUCCUCCUCGCCUCGUUCCCUCCUCCCACAGUCUCAAGUCCCAAGCAGUGCUGCCAGACCCCCCGCCAUGGGUCAAGCCGCGCAUGUGUAAUGGAUGGCAAAUACAGUUAUGUGUAUUAUGGGCGCUUAAUUUUGGCGGGCCCAGUACUCUCAGUACAGAGGAUAUCUCAGUAGUAUUUUUGCCAAAUAAAAUAUUUUUCUUAAUUACAGAAAAAUGUGUAUUUUUUAUCAUUAUGUGAACAUUCUACUCUCUACUUAUCCACGCACACCUGAGUGUGUAGUCACAAGAGUCUACAGAUUUGUGAUACGUUACUGUAUUUCAACUCGUAAGCGCAUGCGUCGGCCUACCGUGCCGGGCAACCCGGCAAAAUCUGGCAGCUCUGGUCCCAAGUCCCAACACUCCCAACCGCUCUUCAACUCUUCACUGUCAGUUUUGUUGAUUCGGCGAUAACAGCUGAUCGUGAAACGAAUUAGGUAGAAUUUUCGUCGAUAAAGAUCGCGCUCCGGUUAAACACGAUAUGUUGAAGCCAAAGGCGCUCACGCAGGUUCUCAGUCAAGCGAACACCGGAGGUGUGGAAAAUACCCUAUUGCUCAACAGAGAUGGUGGAUUGUUAGCAUACAGCGGUUAUGGAGACAAGGAUGCCAGGGUCACAGCUGCUAUCACGAGUAACAUUUGGACAGCUUACGAGAAGAACGGACGAAACGCUUUCAAGGAAGAUGAAUUACAAUUUGUUCUCAUGGAUUGUAUGGAAGGAAAGGUCGUUAUCACGGAGGUAGCCAAUCUACUCUUGUGCUUGUACGCGAAGGAGACCGUAGGAUUUGGACUCCUCCGCGAGAAAGCACAGGCGUUGGCCCAGUAUCUCGACCAACCUUUAAAAACAAUAGCAAAUAUGCCCUGAACAUAUGGAAUCACUUGAUCGAUCUUUCAGGAGUCCGCCACAUCUCUCAAGAAAAAUCUCUUGGGAGAUUACGAAUUUACCUUGUAAUACUUAUUUAUUGUUUAUAAGAAUUUGUAAGUUAUCGUGUAUAAAUAUUUUUUAUUAAUUCGUAUA
Messenger RNA from Monomorium pharaonis (pharaoh ant), 1344 nucleotides. It is a transcript of the gene Lamtor2, whose product is annotated as ragulator complex protein LAMTOR2. The record is from RefSeq and is a predicted model, not a curated record. The transcript is spliced from 4 exons. The coding region runs from base 811 to 1191 and encodes 126 amino acids. NCBI's taxonomy places the organism in Eukaryota, Metazoa, Arthropoda, Insecta, Hymenoptera, Formicidae. Gene Ontology annotation, biological process: cellular response to amino acid stimulus; positive regulation of TOR signaling. Gene Ontology annotation, molecular function: molecular adaptor activity; guanyl-nucleotide exchange factor activity. Gene Ontology annotation, cellular component: Ragulator complex.